AUGCUGCUACGCCGCGUCGUAACUCCGCUCCGGCAGCGUUUCCAGCGCUGCAAAUUCUCCGACAGCUCUACCUGUGUCUUAGCUACAUCUCUACGUGAUAUCGCGCGCUCGGGUGCCCGCGUCGAGGAGCUGGAGCUGUCCAAGUCGGGCGACUUGAUCUGCCGCCAGCUCAUGUGCGAGCACGUGGGCGACGCCUGCGCCUGCCGCCUAGCGCUGGCGCUGGAGCGCGUGCCGCGACUGCGGCGUCUCGAUCUGUCGGCCAACCAGCUGCGCGCGCUGCCCGACGCCGUCUUCUCGCUGCAAAACCUCGCGACGCUCGACCUGCAGCAGAACCGGCUCACAACUCUCCCGCCCGAGGUGCAGCAGCUCGCGCAGCUCGAGGCGCUGGACGUGAGCCACAACCAACUCAAGACGCUGCCGGUGCAGCAAUUGGAGACGCUGAGCAAGCUCAAGACACUGCGCGUGGCGGGGAACGCCGAGCUGAUUGGAUCGCUCGAGACGCUGGACAUGUCGGAGCAACUGCGAGCCAAGCUCGUGCUCGAGUAG
Phytophthora sojae is the source of this 546-nucleotide messenger RNA. RefSeq lists its product as hypothetical. NCBI's taxonomy places the organism in Eukaryota, Oomycota, Peronosporomycetes, Peronosporales, Peronosporaceae. Gene Ontology annotation, molecular function: protein binding. The record is from RefSeq and is a predicted model, not a curated record. The transcript has a single exon. Bases 1 to 546 code for a protein of 181 amino acids.